Xylaria bambusicola is the source of this 2268-nucleotide messenger RNA. Its product is annotated as diacylglycerol acyltransferase-domain-containing protein. Bases 349 to 2058 code for a protein of 569 amino acids. Gene Ontology annotation, molecular function: diacylglycerol O-acyltransferase activity. Gene Ontology annotation, biological process: triglyceride biosynthetic process. Gene Ontology annotation, cellular component: endoplasmic reticulum membrane. The transcript has 4 exons. The record is from RefSeq and is a predicted model, not a curated record. NCBI's taxonomy places the organism in Eukaryota, Fungi, Ascomycota, Sordariomycetes, Xylariales, Xylariaceae.
GGUACAUUCUCAAUACAUUAGUCCCAGGUAGCUACAUAAGGUACUCGUAGGUAUUGCAUUGCAACGUCAUUACCUGGACCUUCCCAAUAUUAGAUUCUUGCUCCGAUUCGCCUGCUUUCUUUUACUUCACAUUUGUAAUUUUAUUUUAUAUCUGUACAAUUGUAAACGUCAUACCUCCUCGUGUGCACUGGAAUCCCGUCGUACACUGGAUUCUUGCCAUCUAAAUAAAUCUGACCUCUAAUCCUGAGUGUGUUACGAUCGCCCUCGUUGCGCCAGCUUGUUGAGACGCUUCACUUCUCUGCUUUAUGCCUGCAAGACUAACUUUGACUGGGCGCGACCCGGUAGUAGAUGGCAGAAGACACUUUCACUAACGAACUUAAUCGACCCAAGGCGAACGGGACUUCCUCCCCCCGGUAUUUUUACUUAGUCUCCAGAAAAAGCAGCCAACCAAGUACUUUGAAUUCAACAGCAGGCAAAGCUGGCGAAGGGGAAGCGAAACGUGACGAAGAUCCCCCAAGGUGUCACCGGCGUGGCUGUUCUAGUGCAAGCCGGGAAAGCUACGAUAAUCCUCUUCCCGAUAGCACAGCAUCUGCCAACAAGGCAUCGCCGCGAAAGGGAAGAACGCCGCGGACAUCGGAGGACAGCCAGUCUAGCUUUCCGAACCCGGAAACUCCAUCGCGAGCACCAAAGACUGCUCCGACCCUUACUCGAUCCCACUCCUCAGAAAGACCAACUCAGGUCCUCAGUUCUCCAGACUUCAAGCGGAGUUCCUCAGAUCAGCUGUGCACACCGGAAAAGCCAUCUCAGAUCCCUAAAGCUCCAGGAAGCUCGACGAACCAAUUGUGGAACCGAAAAGCAAAAGUCCAAUCUCAAACUCUAGCUCGCUCAAAGAUGGCCGAUCAAGAAGAAGUUAACGGCUCGAUACGGGACGAUCGUGACGUUAAAGAUCGCGAGGAUGAUAACGACGACGACGCGUCGUAUCCGGAACUUGACGAUAUGGACCCGGAGGAAAUCCAUCGGCCGCCGCCUCGUAAUCCAAAUGGUGGCAUAAGAUGGGCGCCUUGGAAUGUACCUUUCAGCCGGCGAGGUCAGACGCUCGUUGUCUUGAUGCACUCUCUGAGUAUAGUCGCAACAGUAUCGCUAUUCUUCGCAUUCUGUGCCAACCCAUUCGCAUGGCCUUUGCUCUUACUUUAUCUCUUACACGUGCUCAGCUCCAAAGAGGCGAUGGACGGAUCUCUACAUAGGUCCGAGUGGCUUCGCAAGAGCUAUAUCUGGCACUUAUUCGCCGACUAUUACCCUGCUAGAUUACAUAAGACACAUGAGCUACCCAUGACGCGCAAGUAUAUAUUUGGGUAUCAUCCCCAUGGUAUCAUUUCUCAUGGAGCAUGGGCUGCCUUUGCCACCGAUGCUCUCGGGUUUUCACAAAAGUUCCCUGGAAUCACCAAUAGCCUACUCACAUUAGACUCCAAUUUUCGAAUUCCUUUCUAUCGCGAAUAUAUCCUGAGCAUGGGCGUACGAUCGGUAUCUAAGGAGUCCAUAGUCAACAUUCUCAACCGCGGCGGUCACGAUCUCCAGGGCAUGGGCCGUGGUGUCACCAUUGUCGUGGGAGGAGCGCGAGAGUCCCUCGAAGCGCAACCAGGGGUGAUGCGCUUGAUUCUGAAUGAGCGCAAAGGCUUCAUCAAAUUGGCUGUUCGCUGUGGAGCAGAUCUGGUGCCAGUCCUAGCUUUUGGGGAGAAUAACUUGUAUGAUCAGUUGCAACCCCAACAGCAUCCCUUUGUGCACAAGAUACAGAUGUUUAUCCUCAAAGUGUGGAAAUUCACCUUGCCUUUCUUGCAUGGGCGCGGUGUCUUUAACUACGACGUGGGCUUGAUGCCAUACCGCCGGCCUCUCAACAUUGUGGUUGGCGCGCCCAUCAAAGUGAAGAAAUCCGCCACAGUGAAUCUGGAGGAAAUUAACAAACUCCACAGCCUAUAUGUGGCGGAGCUGGAGAAACUCUGGCAUCGAUAUAAAGACGAAUUUGCUCCAGAUAGGAAAGAGGAACUACAAUUUCUGUCUUAGUGAAUAGAUGUUACAACUCACAGGUUCAAUAAAAAUUGUUUACAGGAGCGACUACUGCAUUUUAGAGCUUAGGAUUGCGCGAAGACAAGGCUCGACAAGCGGGAGCACAACACAUUUAUCAAUACUUGUACAACCAUUAGUAACUUCUACAGCGGCAAAUCAAAGCACUAGAUAUAUAUUUUGGUUCAAGCUAUUCUUUGAAAAGGCCCC